Macrobrachium nipponense is the source of this 7792-nucleotide messenger RNA. Its product is annotated as hematopoietic prostaglandin D synthase-like. The record is from RefSeq and is a predicted model, not a curated record. NCBI's taxonomy places the organism in Eukaryota, Metazoa, Arthropoda, Malacostraca, Decapoda, Palaemonidae. The transcript is spliced from 5 exons. Gene Ontology annotation, biological process: glutathione metabolic process. Bases 887 to 1504 code for a protein of 205 amino acids. Gene Ontology annotation, molecular function: glutathione transferase activity.
CCUUGUCCCUCCUCAGAUCCUUUGCAUACGUUUCCCGACAGUGUUAGUGUUUUGAGUGAAAAUAUCUUCCAUUUGGUUUUAAGUCACGAGUCCUCUUUUACAAAGUUGACAUUACUACAAUCGUUAAGGUGAACAUUGGUAUGGGAACGAGUCUCUCUGGAACCACGAACGUCAACCUCUGUAGUCCUUUGGUCCAAGUCGAUAGAAAUUAAGAAAAAAAAAUUACCAAAGGUCUUCGAGGAAUUCGUUUAAAACUGAACAUUAUUGAUUUCACGUGUAAAAAAAAAGGUCGUCUGGAGACGCACAAGGUAAAGAAGACGGACUUUGGAAAGUGGAAUAGUAAAUUGGAUUAAAAAAUAUGUUUCAGCUAUUGACUUAGAGAACUGAGGAGAAAUCAAGUUGGAGCCAGAAAAGCUGUGUAGAAAUCUCGCUCCAUAUUACGCGGAAGUUUGCGCGCAGUUAAUGUUCUUUGGAAGUUAGGGAAGUUGGAGUUUAGUUGGCGAAAUUAAAUGAUUAAAUUCUUUAUACUUUGCUUUCAGAAAGUGAGGGUUAUGUUAAGUGCUGGGUCGAAGACUUGAGUGUUUGUAAGAGAAAUAGCGAAGGAAAAAUGAGACAUUAAACUGAUGUUUUCCUUUGAUAGAAGAAAAUAGUCGAUUACUUGAGAGCUGACAUAGAAAAUAGGAACGACAAACUUUUCACUCUUGAGUUGAGAUAAAUUAAUGUGAACAAGUUUAUUUAAAGUUAAAGGGAAAGAUAAGAACACAAAAAAAAGAUAACGGAACAAGGAAAGCAACUCAAAGAGUGAAAACAGACCAGGAAAUAAAAAAAAAGGCGUGAAAAUAACCGAGAACUGAAAGAGAUAGAAAGACGCAGCCGGACACACACGAUGCCUCAGUACAAACUGAAGUACUUCAACCUGAGGGGGAGGGGGGAACCCGUCCGCUGGGUCUUGGCAGCCGCUGACCAGCCCUACGAGGACAUCCGCUUCUCCAGGGAGACCGAGUGGCCCUUCAAGAAACCAGAGAUGCCCUACGGCAAGGUGCCCGUGCUGUACAUCGACGACAAGCCCCUGAGCCAGUCGGUGACGAUCUGCCGCUACCUUGGAAGGAUGCACAACCUCUAUGUGGAUGACCCCUGGGAAUCUGCCAUCGGCGACGAAGUGGCAGACUCCGUCCAUGACCUGCUGCCCCACGCUGCCCAGAUGGUCUAUGCCAAAAACGCGGGAGACGCCGAAAAAGCGAAGAUGUUGGCCACAGAGUUCUACACCAGCACUCUCCCGCCUGUCAUGAGAGAGCUAGACCGAAGACUGGAAGGGCGGGAGUGGUUCUGUGGUGACAAGAUGACGUGGUCAGACGUGUUCGUUGCCUGUUACCUGAGUCAGCUGAGUGCCCAUCACGAGGGCUCCCUGGAUGCCGUUCCCAGGCUGAAGGCGCUGGUCGAAAAGGUUGUCAAGAUCCCCCAGAUAGAGAAAUGGAUCAAGGAACGUCCUGACACACCUAUGUAAACCUUCCUGAGAUUCGUAAACAGCCAUUGUACUUCUCCACACUGCUGAUGAUGAGCACUGACUCUUGAUGGACGGGCUUUUGAAGAGCUUGCAUGAACUCUGCUGGAUACGGAAGUUUGAAAGAGAACCACUUCAGUUUGAUUCGAUGGACGGCGCCUUCCUUGCUCCUCUUGGAAGGCCACGGGUAGAAGAGUAACAUGUUUCGCGGGCUUUUUGACAGCGUCUCGGCCUUGACUUGUGACGAUCCUGAUCUGGUCUUGCCUUGGUACUGUGGGUUGGGCAGUGUGAACUGCAAACCAUUUAAUGGUAGGGUGAACUAGUCACGCAGAAGCAGUGAUGGAAUCAUGUCAACAACAUUUUGGAUAUAGUGUCUGUGGCAGUAGAGACGCAGUCUCCUGCGCGGGCAAAAGAGGUAGCUUCAUCAAAUGAAAGCUUCAAAUCGAAAAGUAGUAUGCAGUUCGCAACAGGGAAAUGUAGUCAAUAGGUAGCUGGCUCUCACGUGCAUGUCUCAAUUUUCAGCAAAAACUUUUUUGGUUUCAGAAUGCAUCACUGUUGUUUUUCAUGACAAUUUUUAGUCAGUUUUAUGUUACUGUAAUGUAAAAUCGGCAUUUAGUGAUUUGAUGUUCGCUCAUAAUUUUAUUCUUAGGCGGGAACUGAGUUCUACAACAGUAUUAAAAUCAUAACAGUUCAUUUCCUAAACAAUGAAGUCGUAGAUUUUAUUUUUGUGUUCGUUCUGUGCUGACUCAAAUAGAUUGGUGUUUCCCCUUUGGAAAAUACGUCACUGCCUGGCUUCACAGUGGGGUGUAUUAGAUAGUGUUCAUUGCUUAAUCUCUUCUUUGCCUCUCGUCUGUAUGUUACCAUGUUCAUAUGAUAGUCAUUUCUAGUGUGUUGCAGUUUCUUUUAUGGUAACUGGAGCUUUGGCUUCCCUGGCAUUGUUUAAUCAUUUUCUUGUGAAUAUAAAAUCCAAGUGAGGUGUCGUCGUCAUUUGUGAAGAAGAGAAGUCAUAGCUCUUUGCCCUAGAUUCUUUAACAUAUCAGUGAGAAGCAGACUCUCAACUUUCAUUGGUCUGUAGGAGUCAUGUGCUGACAAGGAGAAACUGCUCUAAGUGCAAAGAAGGAAUUCUUGAUUGACCGCUGAAAUGGAUGCAGUCAUCUCUCAUAGAAGAACCUACAGUAAACAAAAUAAAAAAUAAAUAAAUAAACAGCUUGUGCCUAUGGUUUUUUAUCCAAGAAUACAACGGGAAAUCUAGGCAUUCUUGGCUACAGAGGGUACAUACACUUUACACUUUUACUGUGAUGUAAUGACAUGUAUUGUCCAUGUGAUUUUUGCAGGAAGAAGACUAAUAUAUGCCUUGAGUCUCCGAGCUUCCUGUCAGAGUUUAACGAAAUUCUUAACAGUUUUCCAAAAGGAUAUUUUUAUAAUGAAGACCUUUCAGUACUUGUCAUUGUUGGAAAUGUCAAUUAUUUUUCCUCCUGUACCAGUCAUCUAACUGUCACCGUAAAAGUAAUCUUAAGUACCAACCUCUUCAGAGAAGGCUAGAGUUGACAGCGCCAUCUGUCCGAUGAGUUUCUUGUACAGUGCAAUGUCUGUAGGUGUUGGGAUCCUCUCUCGGGUAACCACGUUGCUAGAGGUUCAAUCGAAGCUUCAGGUGGUGUUCGUGUAUCAAGCAUUGAAGUAACACAGUCAGGUCAGUGAAGUCUUUUGACUCAGUGUUUGAAAUCUAAAGUGAGUUUGAGAGUAGACGUGUCAGUUUUUGUCUCUUCUUCGACUAUACAUUAGUACUCUCUGUACAGGACGUAUAAUAUUUGUAAUUGUCAGAGUGUUACUGAAGGUUAGGAUCAGUCACGUGUGCAGUUUAGUCUCUGUCAUAUGCAAUCUAGACCCAUUAUUCUUAUGUCUCUAAAAUGUGUGGUCAAGUCAGCUUUAAUUCAAUCUAACUUUCAACUAAAUAGCAGCAAAGUCUUGAAUUUACAACCAUAGCGUGUUUAAGUCCUUAUGGAGCUCAAAUACGUUUUAACAAUGCACUGCCAGAAAUAUUUCUUUCUUGCCUCUAAUUUGCUUGAUGUCAAGAUCUGGUAGAAACGAAGCAGACAGCUGAAGUUCAGGCUGUCGUAUUCAUUAUGAAUACCUGAACUUCAGUCAGGGAAACUUUGUUUGGAUGGUUCAGUAUAACAGAGAAACAUGUAAAUGCAUAUUUAACAUAAUAACCACUGAACUUCCACAUAUUUAUGUGAUUCAGGACAAGCCGAAAAGAGCCCGUGAUAUAUGCUCCAUAAAUGUUGAAAAAUUUAUACCGGUUAUAUUUCAGUAUAACGAAAUCCUGAUUAAUUCACAUGUCUUAGGACUAGUUUAAAAAUGGUGGUAUUUCUUUAGAAAAUUAACACAGAGUAAGAAAAGUAACUGGCUUUGAGUAAAUGAACGAUUGCAAUAGAUAUGGACUGGACCAAGAACCGAGUUUAUUGCUGGAAUAUUCUGCUCACUUCAACACAUUCGACCAGCUUUCUUUAAAUCUGGUUGCAAACCUUUCGUUACCUACGGUGAUGUGACUUUUAACUGAGCUACCAAGUGGGUAGUUUCAGGAGAUACUGGACAGUACUUGCUAAGAUAAUAUAAUUGAAGGUAGCUUUCUUCUGGGUAAAUGUAAGGAACGUUACAGGCCCGUGACCUUACCAGCUGCAAAAGCGGUGUACCGUGACCUGUAACCCAGUAUUUUCUGCUCUUUAGUCAAACAUUGAGUCAAGAUGUCUUCACUGUUGUUUUCGAGAGAAUGCUUUGUUGACUCGCAUUUAAACUGAAAGGAACGUGAAACGGAGAAUAAGUAGAUGCUUUGGUGUGUUGCUUGAUCUUUCAUAGAACAGAAUUAGUGUCCACAUUAACCACCUUCCAGUAAGUCAUUCCUGUGUGUAUGUGUGUGUGCGUGUGUAUGUGUGCGCGCGCUUGUAUACACGUGUAAACCUUAGGAUAACUCAGUGUACUGCCGCAGCCAAAUCAGCUCAAAUUGUUGAAUAGGGUUCUUCUCCCUCGAUCUUAGUCAGACUUCUGAUAUUGCUGAGAAAUGUCAUUACGUACAUAGUGAUGGUUGUUACGGAUUCUCUUCAAUCACGCCUUUGUUUCCUGAAGAUAACUCUUUAAUACCUGAUUAAUCCCUCCUACACACACAAAAUUUCUCUAUUUUGGUGUCUUGGUUAAUAAUUUGCAAAGUUUUCCCUUCGAGAACAUUUUAUUGACUCAUAUUCAUUCAUGGUUAAUUUUAUGAUUAGUUUCCUUGCAGUAAUCACGUUUUCCUUUGGAAUAAUCACAUUUUUGUUUGGAACAACCAAAUCCUUUGGAAUAAUCUUUUUUUUUCUUUUGAAUCAAAUUUUCCUUUGUAAUAAUCAAAUUUUCCUUUGGAAUAAUCAAAUUUUUCUAUGGAAUAAUCAAAUUUUCCUUUGGAAUAAUCAAAUUUUCAAUUGGAAUAAUCAAAAAAAUUUUUGGAAUGAUUCAAAUUCUCUUUGGAAUCCAAUUUUUCUUUGGAAUAGUGAAAUUUUCUCUUGAAAGAAUGCCAUUCCUUACAGGACAGGAGUACUCGUCCUUCUUUUGUUGUAGCUCCUGAGUUCAAACCUUUCACAUUACCAUUGACAAUAUGUCUUCCUCUCAAUUUCUACACCACUUGCUACUGAUGCUUUUGUCAUGUCCUUCAAGAUGAGACUUUCUUAUUCAAUUUUCACUAUCGAAUUUGGAACUUCAAGCUACUUAAUUAACGAGCCUUGAAGCGGUUAUAUAGCUCUGUUGUAGAAAUAACAACCGUGGGAAACGUGUCCUCUCUGCGCCCUACUAAAUUUAAAUUAAUGUGUAAGCUGUAACAUUAGCCAUCCUAAUUGUGAUUUGUCUGAUGUAAUCUGUGUAUAGUGGUGACUUAUACACGGUGUCAUGUGCCUCGUUAACUUCCAUUCAUUUUCUUUUGUAUGUGAGGAAAACAAAUAAGCAAUGUACUGAAGACGUUGUACUAUGAUGUAAAAUCUUUCCCGUUUCAGUUCUCAUUCGACUGUUCGUGUGAAGCGUAACUUUGCACUUGUAAGGUUUAAGGUGUUUUAGAAUUGAAAAUCUUGCCGUAUGUCAGAGCUAUGUAAGCCCAGAUAAAGAUAAAGGACCGGAUAGAAUAUUUUUCUUAGAUUAUAUCAUCCAUGGUAUAGUUAAGACUUGUGCUCGAGAACUCAGAAUUCGCCAGAGAAUGCUAUGAAGGCACGACGAAGACUGUCUUAGAUUUUGUCUGUAAUUGCUGUAUGACCUAUAGCUACAGUAGACGGUAGGUUGAUCAUUGUGCUGGAGUUCAGUUUUUCUACCGAGUGUAAAAGGGGCACACCCCAACAGGUAUAUAGCCACUUGUUGUCUUGAGAUUUUGUAAAGAUAGCUAGGGGUAGUGCAAAAUAAGUGGGCUGUAUACAAAAUUGUAUUGGAAUAGCGUUGGGGUAAUGGGAUUGAAAUGAAAAGAGCAUAGGAUUUGGUUCACAUAUUAAGGAACAUGUUUGUUAUUUAGAUAACAUUUCUUGGGUUAGUCUAGAAUUGUACUUCUAGAACUUCAAACUUAUUAAAGUAAUAGCAGUUUGCUUAUGAUGAAAAACAGCAUUGACAAAACAGUUAAAAAGCUUAAAGUAACUGUUGAAAGCUUAAAGCUUGAUAUUUAAUUUAUAAAUAAAGUGAUAAAGGAAUAAAAAAGAAAUAUCAGAAAAGCAGGUAUCAAGUAACCUACAAGUAGAUGAAUUUGAUAUUUACAAUUUUAUCAAAUGCUAUUUAAAAGUUUUUAACGAUGACUUUGCCUAAAGUACGAAUAAACAGUUCAAGAAAAAAUGCAAAUUAUGGAUAACAGUGGCCCCUAUUUGAGGCAAGAAACGUUUUAAAUCUGCAAUGUGAGCAUAUGAUUGAAUGAAAAGUUGGUAAUUAAAAAUUUAAGCACGGCUGAACAUCCAGGAAAGAAAAUUGAUGGAGAAGGUAGUCAUUCCAUUUUAGUUUGCCCCAUUGGAUUACUGUAAUUGCACUAAAUGGGAUUCAGUACAGUAAUUACCAGUGGCCGAAAAUGACAUGUGUAGUGACUGUAAAAUCUGUUAACCGAUAUGAACAAGGUGUAAGUUACAGGCACAAACAGUUUAGUAGACUUGGUAGGAAAAACUAUGAAAUUAAAUCACUGAAAGAAGUCGACUGAACGAUUGGUAGUUAUAAUUGGUCUGGUAGUUUCUGUUCUUGGCUUGUAGAUGUCACUUAAAAGUGUACGUAUAGUCUCCCACAGAUCUCUACUUUUGGGAGUUUUUAUGUUUAGCAUCAGGGUUGUCAAUAAUUGUUUUUUCAAUGUAGGAUCCUGUUUGCUGUAGUCAUGCUUUCAUUACUUGUAUGUUGGUGAUAAUACUGUAGUGAAAUGUCGGUUUAUCACGCGCGGUGUCAGGUUCAAUGGUGCAGUUUCUCAUCCGAACACAAACAAUGUUACUUUUCUGCCAAGAAUGGUCUUUUCAGUUGGAGCAAAAUAUAAUGGUUGCAUGUGCAUCAGUGUGCAAAGUUUAUCCUCAUUUCCCAAGCAACUUAGAUGUCCAGCUUCGAGUUAAGUCAGUCUUUUCCAUUAUACGUAAAGUAUGUUGCUUCCUCAUUAGAAAAAAAACAAUAUAAUAUGCCUCGGUAACAGAAUAUAGUUUUGGUCAGAUUCAAGGAAACCAUUAGAAGACUGGGAACGACCCAUUCUCAGACAUUUUGACCAGUAAUGUAUUCACUGCCUCUGUCAAGGAGUACCUUCAUACUUAAGGUAGACAGAUUGUUGCUGGAUGAAGAUGGUUUUGUAUUCACUGUCAUCAAACUUUUGACAAUAUUCCACUAGUCUGUAUUGUCAAGAACUGCCAUCCCCCACUAGACUUUACUGCAUAAGAGUUUCAGGGAUCCCACUGUAAGUAAAGUAAACUGGAAAUUACAGUAUAAGUAGUGUCCACAAUUGACAACUUCAGCCGUUGUAUUUAACAGGUGUGACUCCUCUGAUUCCUUACGUGGUUAAUUGACUCUUCAUGUACUUCUCUGCCACGUACCACACUUUAUCAAGUCUUGAAUGCAGCCAAACUGAUCUCAUGCAAGCAGUGAUUGUGUUCCGAUUAUGAAGGUGCAUUUUUGUUAUUUUGAAUAUCUGUAGGAUUGCAUCAUGUGUGCUAUUUAUGUAAUGGCUAAAAUUACAUGUAGUCAAUCGUAUUUGUGCUUAGUAGUUAAGAGUGGUAACAAUGACAUGCAUUUCCUGUUUUGCCUUACAUUAUUGUGUGCUGUGUAAUAUAAAAAAAAUAA